UAAAAAAAAUAAGACCUGUCAUUUUGACAUUUCAAGGUUAGAUUUUUCGAUAUGGAAACAACGCGAUAUCUUAAUCACUCAAAAAUUUACAAAACAAUGUGACUUAAAUAAUAUUUAAUCUAAAGCUCAAUGCAAACAAACACACAGUACAUAUCCAACAAUGGGUUAGACAUGUCUCAGUUAGCCGACAAAUAUUUAUUUAUAAAAAAAGUAGUAAAAGCAACAAAGUUAUAAAAAAAUAUAUAAUGUAAACAAUGCGUUCUAAAUGUCUGCUAUUAUUUCUACUUUGUUUAGUAGGAGUAACAAUAUUGUUUAUAACCAUCAGUAAUCAGCAUCCCGCGAUACAAAAUUUAGUCACCGAAACGCAUAAACAAUUACGAAGCUUCCAGGAAAAUUUAAAAGACGUUGAAGAAAAACGUCUUGUAACAGAUUCAAAAUAUUUAGCGCUUUUAGGACUCGACAAACAAACGUCAUCAGGCGCAACCAUAACAGUACCAAGUACACAAAAUGUUACAAUCGUAACAUUACUGAGACCUGGAAAUGAGCUCAAUUUCUACGGUUUUUUAAAAAAUGUAACUCAUUUUUUGCCAAAUAAUAAUAUUGUUAUUUACGCCGUCAGUUUAACUGACGACGCAUUACAAAAUUUACGCGGUUAUUGCAACUCUACAAAAUGCAAUAUUUUGACAUUUGAUUUGAAUCCUUUUCCAAAUCAUAUUGAAGAUGAUCGAUUACAUGCCUAUCGGCCUCUAGUCAUACAGACAGCAUUAAAUACUCUAGGCAAUAUCUUAUAUAUGGACUCAAAUAUUCGUAUAAAUAAUACUGAAGUAGUUAAAUAUUUAUUACCAAAGUAUGGAAUACUUACGUGGCCAACAAAUCACGCAAUUAGUACAUUAACGCACCCGAAAAUGUAUGAGUACUUUCAUUCAAAUGCUGAAAGUUAUUUCUUCCUACCGUUGAUUCAUGCGUCGCACAUUAUUAUUAAAAAUAGUUACGAUAUUAGGGAAAACAUUAUGCUGCCUUGGGUGCAGUGUGCACUCACCCGGGAUUGCAUUAGUCCUAUAGGAGCUCAAUCAGUAGGAUGUCGAUUCAAUAAAAAGCCACAAUAUCGUUAUUCAGGCUGCCACUCAUACGACACGUCGGCACUGAAUAUCGUUCUUGGUCGUUAUUUUAAUUUUGACGAAUCGCGUUACAUUAGUCAAGAACGCGAGUCUUGUUUUGUUGAAAUAAAACCUUCUGAAAUAACUGACGAGUACUUGUCAAUUACUCGGCAAAAUAAUACCACCGAAAUAAACCAGAAAAAUAUCGCUAUCAUCGACCCAUAACUUUAUUUAUAAAAAAAACCCAUGAUAUUUAAAAAAAAGCCAAUUAAAUAAUUAAAUAAAUUAAUUACAAUUAAUAA
This is a messenger RNA of Microplitis mediator, 1399 nucleotides long. RefSeq lists its product as uncharacterized. The transcript is spliced from 4 exons. Bases 255 to 1322 code for a protein of 355 amino acids. NCBI's taxonomy places the organism in Eukaryota, Metazoa, Arthropoda, Insecta, Hymenoptera, Braconidae. The record is from RefSeq and is a predicted model, not a curated record.